AUUGUCAAUCUCUUCCGGGUUCACGUUGACUCGCAGAGGUUGGAAAUGAAUCUAUGAAGUCAAAUAUUUUGUUCAUAGCUGUGUUACCUCGUUUUAGGAAGUAAUUGCAGGAGUGUUUUUGCGUUUAGACGCGUUGUUGAAGGUUGUUUUGGUGAAGCUGCUGUUAGCUCAACAUGUCUGCAGAGGAAGCGGAUAAAACAACCACCACGGAUGCCAGCGCUGGAGAUGAGGAGGAGGAAUGGCUGUACGGAGAUGAAUCUGAGAGCAAAGACGAGGACGAGGAAGCCAAACUGAAUGCUGCUGUCAGUGCACCUGCUGAAACUCCUACAGAUGAUGCCGUUGAACAUGCUACAGGGAAUGGCGUUGCUUCUGAGACUCCAGGUGAAGCUGCGGGUGAAGAUGAGGACAGUGACAGCGAUAGUGAUGAUGACGACGAUGAUGUUCGUGUCACCAUUGGAGACAUUAAAACAGGAGCGCCACAAUACACACCUUAUGGAGCUCCACCUGUCAACCUCAAUAUAAAGUCAACAGGCUCCAGACCUUAUGGACAAGUCACCACAAAGCUGAAAGGAGUCGAUUUGGAUGCUCCUGGAAACAUCAAUGGGGUUCCAGUCCUGGAGGUGGAUGUGGAGUCCUUUGAAGAGAAACCCUGGCGGAAGCCUGGAGCGGAUCUGUCAGAUUACUUUAACUAUGGCUUCAAUGAAGAUACAUGGAAAGCUUACUGUGAGAAACAGAAGAGGCUACGCAUGGGUCUGGAGGUCUCUACAGUCGGUUCAGUGACAAGCAAGAUCACUGUUCAGCAAGGCAGGACAGGCAAUGAGAAAGACCUGUCUAGUUUGCCAAUUCACACGUCCAAGCCAGACUUUACAUCUCCAGUCAGCCUGUAUAAAUCUGCGGGCAACCAGGUCCCCAGGAUCUCCCCCACUCAGUGGACUGGCCCGCCUGUUCAGGACAUGUCCUAUUAUACGAAGACGAGCGGAACCAUUGAUGUGAUUGGUGGACAGACAGCCACCAUCAGCAGGGUGGAAGGACGACGUAGACACAACCUAGAUGGCAACAAUAUCCAGGUGAUCUCUGAACACUCCACAUCAGAGGCUGAGCCAACUCCAGCGAAAAUACCCGCCUUCUUCCCCCCUGGACCACUUCCUCCAAACAUACCUCCACCCCCUUUCCUCCCUCCUCCACCCAACGUCAGCUCCGCCCCUCCGCUCAUCCCGCCACCCAGAUUGCCCAUCACCGUCCCUCCUCCUGGUUUUCCUCCCCCACCCAGUGGACCCCCUCCCUCCAUCAUCCCCACUAUGGACAGUGGCCAUCCUGGAGGUUACGAUGGACGUUCUGUCCCUCCCUACCCAUUCCCUCAAGGUGCAUACCCUCCACCAAUGGCUGGAGGUGUGCCGCCUCCCUGGCCUCCCAUGAUGGACAACUCUAAACCCUGGGAGUACUAUCCUCGUCGAGAUGAUAAGAGAGACAAAGAUAGAGAGAGACCCAGAGAGAGGACACAUGAGCGGGAAAGGGAGAGGGAGCACAGCCCUUCAGGAAUGAGCUACACCAGCGAUGAGGAGCGAUACCGUUACCGUGAGUACCAGGAGCGUGGUUACGUAGAACGCCAUCGAGACAGGUCAAGCCGAGAGAAGGAGGAGAGACACAGGGAGAGACGCCACCGAGAGAAAGAAGAGGGUCGUCACAAAUCCUCACGCAGCAGCAGCAGUAGGAGGAGACAUGACAGUGAGGAGGGCGACAGCCACCGGAGGCACAAACACAAGAAGAGCAAGAGGAGUAAGGAGGGCAAGGAGGCCAGCGAGGAGAUCAGUGCAGACCAAGAGAACCAGGAGGCCAUGGAGUGAUCACCAGCCCCCAGAAUCCCCUCUGUCUUACCAUAUGUGUCCUCCUCUCCUUCUGUGUAUCUGACCGAAGAGAAACAUCAUAAACCAGUCAGCAAAAUCAGGAAUUAAGAAAGUGUUCUCCUAUUGUGUCCCUUCACUCUUCAUCAGUCUCUGUUCGCCUCCAUCUUGCCGUCAUCCGUCUUCACCAUUUCAGAAGAAGAGAAUGGAUGAACCAGUGGAAGAGGAGGCGUUAAAGCAGGAAUGGUCAUUUGUCAUCCAUCCUUCCAUCACUGGCCGACGUCAGCCAGCGCAUAAAUAUGUCUUCGACCCCCCACCCCCCCAUCCUUGAGCAUUGUUUUAAUAAUCAGAUCAUGCUCAGAAAUUUGCCUCCUUUUCCACUGGAUAAUUAGAAUAAUGCUCUAUUUCUAUUAUUCCUUUGUUUGUUCUUUCGUUCUGUAAAAGUGCAUCUCUAGAAUGCUGCCAGUUUGUUAAAUUCCAUUAAAAACCCUUUUGAUAAGA
Sphaeramia orbicularis (orbiculate cardinalfish) is the source of this 2342-nucleotide messenger RNA. RefSeq names its product FIP1 like 1b (S. cerevisiae) (gene fip1l1b). Bases 174 to 1844 code for a protein of 556 amino acids. The record is from RefSeq and is a predicted model, not a curated record. Gene Ontology annotation, cellular component: mRNA cleavage and polyadenylation specificity factor complex. NCBI's taxonomy places the organism in Eukaryota, Metazoa, Chordata, Actinopteri, Kurtiformes, Apogonidae. The transcript has 16 exons.